Messenger RNA from Daldinia caldariorum, 561 nucleotides. RefSeq lists its product as uncharacterized. The record is from RefSeq and is a predicted model, not a curated record. The coding region runs from base 1 to 561 and encodes 186 amino acids. Lineage: Eukaryota; Fungi; Ascomycota; Sordariomycetes; Xylariales; Hypoxylaceae. The transcript has a single exon.
AUGCGGCCAGAAGUCAACUCCGUGUUCCUAAACGGCCAUCUCCCCGAGUUCGUGCGAAAUCUGAAAUUGCCACUGAGCACUACCAAGCUCGGUGCCUUCGGGUACUCUCUCGGCGGCGCAGCGGCCCUCGGCUCGCUCCAAACCCACGACCAGAUCGUCUCCGGACUGAAUCUUGACGGCACCCUUAUUGGGAUCCUAGCGCUAAACAGCAGCGCCGCCGACGAGCGGAAGCCGGCGUUCCUAAUAGGCCACGAAGGCCACGGGGAUGUUGGAACGGGCGAUACUACUUGGGUGACGUUCCCGGGGCGGCAGACGGGCUGGCACCGGAAGAUCAAUAUCAACGCGACGACGCACCAUGACUUCUUCGAUGAUACUUUCUGGAAGACACUCGAGGUCGGUUCUGACCCCCACGCGGGCCUAAUCGAUGGUCUCGAGCAAGUUAAGGUUCUGAACGCUUAUGUCAAGGCUUUCUUUGACUUCACCUUGCUGGGCAAAGAAUUCUCCUCUCUUAGACGGCCCCUCGCCCGAGUUUCCGGGAGUUGUUUUCUCUACCUAGUGUGA